AACUUGGUGGGGGAGGAAUUAGGAGGGGGCUCCCGAUGUGGGGGAGGGUUUCCUCCUACCCCAACCCACCCUCAGAGACCGUUGUAGACUGAUACAUAUAAUAUACACACAGGAUACGAUAACCAGCACCGUACUACAAUAUUUCUCUCUCUCUCUCUCUCUCUCUCUCUCUCUCUCUCUCUCUCUCUCUCUCUCUCUCUCUCUUUCCAGUCAUCACACAGCCAUACAUGUUCAAAACUCAUAAGCACACUCAUCCACAUCCAGAACCGACCUAAAUACACCCAAACACAUGCAUACAAGUGACAAGUGUUGUCAUUCUUGCAAAUUGUAGCAGCACCAAGCAGCAAGACGAGUGAACCAGCAGUACCAGGAAAGUCAACAUUGACUUCACCACAACCCUCCACAGUGCCUCACAUCCAUUUAUUUAAGAUGUCAGCAUCCGCCCAAGGGAUCUCCCACAGACUGAGAUCAAGGAGGCCAUAGUGAAGCUGGAGGAGGAAGCAUUGAGGGGCCUGCUACCUUCCACCAUCCUCACUCUGGCGCAGAAAGUUAUUUUUACCAACAGUUAUGACUCCAUCACACGCCGGCGCCUCCUGUACUGCCUUAUUCCGAAGGGGCAGGAGUUUCCCAUGCAGGUUGUCCCACUAGCAGUAUCAUCUGCCUCUGUCAAGGAUGUGAGCGUUCCUUGGCAGUAUGCAGUGCUGUGCUGGCUGGAGGGAAUGCUGGAGUUUGGCAUCAUUCAGUCCUCAGAGCCACUUAUUCAUAUCUGCUACACGACUGUCUUCAACCUCCUAAGCUCUCUUACUCUGAGCUCCAUAGCCAGUCGCCUGCUGUACCACAUGACAGUACGGCAGGAUGUCACUCCAAACCGCGUGCAGGUCCUCUUGAAGUUACGACUCAAACCUGGCUUCAAUAUCCCUGCCUCCUUCGUGCUCAGACUGUACAACCUCUUCCGGCCUGACCUGGUGACGGGGCAGCUGGCGGACAGAACAGUGGUGAAGCGUCUCCCGCCGGCACUGAAGACAAGGCUGCUGGAGGCGAGGAUGAGGCUGCAGGGAGAGGCGGAGUACCUGGACACUGUGGAGGGCAAGGACAGGUUAUGGCGUGAUGGUGCCAAGCUGGAGAAGAUGAACCUCCACCUGCGGAACACAGCGGUGCCUCUGCCUUACUUCAACAUGUGCACUCUCACUGUGGAGGAGAAGAAGAUGAGGCCUCUCUAUGCAACCCAGUAUCAGAGUUUUUCAGAGAUGGUGCGAGGCAUGAGUGAGUGGGAGAGGUGGGUGUGGCCAAGCAACCCCGCCGCACACCUGGCCUGCCCUCUGGUGGUGCCUCUCUUCCGAGCUCACCAAGUACAAGUGCAGGUCGGCCUCACCAACUGGCUGGAAGUGGCGCUUAGGACAGAGUUGGUGGAGGGCAUCGGUGCACCCAGCAAGGAGAGACAAGACAGCCUGCUCAACACCGCCCAUGAGUUGUGUUUCAGCCACGCCGCCUCCCUGCCUGUCAUCAGCAACUUUCUGCUGGAACUCAUGCCAGUCUGGAACCACAGCGACAACUUCAAGAAGGUGGUGAGACUGCUGGAGUUCGUUGGCUUCACCUCCACGGCCAACCUGUCUCCUUCGGUGCUGCGGGUGGUGGAGCAGCUCAUGCUAUCCCAGCCGCUCAUUGUCUGGUGUCGCGUGGUGGAGUCCGUCACUGCCAUGGUGUGUCGCUGGCUCAUCACCGAACACCAGGAAAGGACCAGUGGCUCAUCAGAUGGACAUGACUGGCCACAGCAAGAGGAGUACAGUAGCGCACUCACUGGGGCCUGGUUCGUCACAAAGAGGCUGGAGAGAAUGUUCCUGUUUGGUGUGCUUGAGUAUGAAUCCCAUCCACUUGUCAUCCACCACAUCCUUGACUACUAUACCCAGGUGGACAUGUACUGCGAGGAGCUGAACCUUCCUAUGUCAGUGUAUCCUCCACCCAUCCUGACCUUGAACAUUGUGGGUAACUCUGACCUUGCACUGACACAUCGCCUGGGUCACAUCCUUGCUAGGGUGAAGGAUCGACUGGCAACCCUGACAAAGAUGAAUGAGGAGGGAUGUGAGGAGCAGAUUCUGAUUUUGUGUCUACAGGGAACGAGUGAAGUCAAUGAAAGCGUGUUUAUCUUCAUUUCUGGGCUUCUAGAGGGCACGGCCCUCUCGAAAUUCUGGGAGAAGAGUCUUGAUAAAUUCUACCCGUUUGAGCAUCUGAAAAAAUUGAGGGCAAGGAAACAUAUUGGAAAGUUUGCCUCAGUCACCCACGCUCUGCCCUUCCUCCCUUUCGUUGGCAAGGCGCUGACUGAGAUGGACAGGGAAUGGACACAGGCUGAGUUUAAGAAGGUGAGGGCUGACGUGCUGGCCGAUCUGAGUGCCGCUGGACUGACAGGCAUUGAGGCGUGCCACAAAGCGUACUCAGCAGAAGUGAAGCAGGAGGAAGUGGAAGGCACACAGAGAGAGCAGAGUGUGGCAUGAGUGGAGAUAAAGAUGAAGUAAAAGUUUUUGUUUGUAAGGAUGAAGUUUUUAGUUUCUGCAGAUAUUGUUAGCUAGAAAGUUUGUGUUUUAUUGAUUUUAUUAUUUUAUGGAUGUGCGUUUAACCCUUAACACUACAAAUCUUGAGGGAUAAAAAAACCUUAUGUUAUUUUUUUAUGCCGGCACAAAUUUUGAGGAAUUAAAAACCGUAUGUUGCACAGAUUUUAAUUAUUCAGUGUUUGAGGUUCUUCUCUUCAUGAAUUAAGAGAAAAUAAGUCACAUAUUUGUACAAACAUGCAAAAUUCAUCAUUAGCUCCCUGUGUUGUAUAUUAUGAGGUGGGGCACAUGCUGUCCCACCAGGCAACUUGUGAUGAAUUUGCUUGAAACACUCUCUCUCUCUCUCUCUCUCUCUCUCUCUCUCUCUCUCUCUCUCUCUCUCUCUCUCUCUCUCUCUCUCUCUCUCUCUCUCUCUCUCUCUCUCAUGCUAAACAAAGAAAUAGAGUUUUCAUUUAACAUUUCAGAUUUAUUUCCUUUAGAUCAUCAAUUUUAUCUUUCUUUUAGUUUCCUUUAAAAUUGUGUAGCGGUCGUACAAUUUAUUUAUUUUGACCACUAGCAGGGAAACAAUGUAGAGGUUAAGAAAAUUUUUAUACAUUUGUGCCUUGAAGGAGGAGAAACCUUUAUUGUGUGAGGCAAUAUUGCUCUGGUACUCUUAAAGGCGCCAACCACAGUGUGUCUUGGCGGUCAAUAAUAUCUUUUGUACUA
Messenger RNA from Portunus trituberculatus (swimming crab), 3248 nucleotides. RefSeq names its product centromere protein I-like. The record is from RefSeq and is a predicted model, not a curated record. Bases 630 to 2489 code for a protein of 619 amino acids. NCBI's taxonomy places the organism in Eukaryota, Metazoa, Arthropoda, Malacostraca, Decapoda, Portunidae. Gene Ontology annotation, cellular component: nuclear body; cytosol; kinetochore. The transcript has 15 exons.